AUAGGUGGCAAACAAAAUAAAGUUCCACUGACGGUUCCCUGCAGAGACCAAAUUUCAGUUCAUCGAUUAGCAGCCAAGAUGUACGAACUGGAGAAAGAAAACCUGCGGUGCUUUAGUCGCUACAUCAUCCAGAUUUUACGGCCGUCCUACAUCAGAGUUUUCAUGACUACAUAUCUGGACGAAGAGUCUGUAGAGAGGAUCCUGUCAGAGGAGAAGUCGUCAGUGACAUCGGCAGCUCAGAUGCUGCUGGAGAGGAUGUGGCAGCUGGAGGAGGCCGGCUGGUUUCAGGCCUUUCUGGACACUCUGCACACCUCGGAAUAUACAGGACUGUAUGCAGCGGUCAGCAAGUGGGAUUUCAAGGAGCUGGAUGAUAUGCAGCCUUUCAAGAGGCUGUUGGAUCGCAUUGAGCCAUCCAUCACCAAAAACAUGAAGCCCAGAGAGCUGCUGACACACAUGAGCGACUGCAUCACUCAGAGAGAGUGUGAAGAGAUCAGAGCGGUGGAGGAUCAGUCUGGGUGUGUUGCAGCGAGUGAGCGGCUGGUGGACAGUCUGAGACGUUCUGAUAAACCAUGGUUUAAAGUGCUGAAGAUGGCCCUCGAGGCCUGCAGCCAGAAACUCGCCCUACAGCUCCUGGAGCCCAGUACAGAUGAGAGCGAGAAAUGUGUGUCAGAGGAUGAAGAGAACAUGGACACCAUGACUACAGUGCGUUUUGAGUAUAGAGAGGAGGGAGAAAGCGAUUGUGGUCUCUUGAAGAGCAUCAAUGAGAUCAAUCAUACUGACUGGCUCAAUGAGGGUGCAGGGGUCAUGGCCGGUGUGAUUGAGAGGGCAGCAGAGAGGAAGCUGAGAGAGUAUCAGAAAGAGCUGGCCACCGCCGCCUUUAGUGGACAAAACACCAUCAUCUGUGCUCCUACCGGUUGUGGGAAAACCAUCGUUGCCUUGGCGAUCUGUGAGCAUCACCUGAAGAAGUUUCCUGGGAAGGCAAAGGUCGUGUUCAUGGCAACCAAGGUGGAGGUUUACGAGCAGCAGUACAAACUCUUCAUCGAGCAUUUCAGCAAAGACCCGGACGUCAGGGUGACGGGUGUGUGUGGUGAAAUGGAGGUGUGUAUGCGGACAGUGGUGGAGAGUAACGACGUGGUGGUGUUGACCCCUCAGUGCCUGGUGAACGCUCUGCAGGCUGGAGAGCUGGAGUCUCUGCAGGUCUUCAGUCUGCUGCUGCUGGACGAGUGUCACAACACUACAGGAAAACACCCCUACAACAACAUCAUGAACCGCUACCUCGACAUCAAACUCACCGGCAGCACACACACACUGCCUCAGAUUGUAGGCUUAACAGCGUCUGUAGGUAUCGGUAGUUUUAAGAACCAGCAGGAGGCGGAGAUAAACAUCUGCCAGCUGUGUGCCAACCUGGAUGCCAGGGUCAUCGCCACGGUUACCACGAAUAUAGAUGAGCUGAGGUCAUACGUACACAUACCUGAGAAAGACUUUUUUGAGGUACCCCCCCGCACCUCGGACCCUUUCAUCAGAAUCAUCAGUAACAUCAUGAGUAACAUUGAAGAGCUGGCCAAGAAAGUCUACAACAUUGAGACUCUCUCGCCCAUUGUGAACCGUGAUUACGGCAGUCAGAAGUACGAACAGUGGAUCGUGGCUGUGCAGAAGGGCUGUAAGCUGCUGCAGCUGGACGACCCUGAGCAGGAGAGGAGAGUCUGCAGGGCUUUAUUCAACUACACCGAACACCUGCGCAAAUAUAACGACGCUCUGAUCAUUAAUGAGGACGCCAGGACCAAAGACGCUCUGGACUACCUGCAGGCCUUCAUCGAGCAGGUCCGCAACGCUGGCUACGACGACACGGAGAGAAAACUCACCGCGUUCUUCGAUGCUCAGAGGGAUCAGUUUCAGCGUUUGGCCACCGAGGGGCAGGAGAACCCCAAACUGCAGGAGCUGAAGUUCAUCCUGGAGGAGGAAUAUCGCAACAACGAUCAGACCCGCACCGUGCUGUUCGUCAGGACCCGAGCCCUCGCAGACGCUCUGAAAAAGUGGAUAGACGAGUCAGAGUCUCUGAAGUUUUUAAAGCCUGGAGUUUUGAUUGGAAGAGGUAGAAGAUCGUCUCAGCUGGUGGGCUCAGGAAUGACCCUGACCAGUCAGAAAGGCGUUUUAGACUCCUUUAAAAGUUCUGACCAGAGUAAGAUCCUCAUCGCCACAUCUGUCGCUGAUGAGGGCAUAGACAUCCCACAGUGCAACCUGGUGCUGAUGUACGAAUACGUGGGCAACGUCGUAAAGAUGGUGCAAGUUCGAGGUCGUGGCAGGGCCGCGGGCAGUAGAUGCUUUCUGAUCUCCAGCAGAAAGGAGCGUAUUGAAAAGGAGAGGCAGAACAUGCAGAGAGAGAAAAUCGUAGAGAAAGCCAUCGCCAGCCUGCAGACCUCCCCGGAAAAGCUCCAGGCCAAGGUGAAUUUGUUCCAGAAGACUGAUAAAAUCAAGAGAGAUUAUAUGAGCCUGAGUCCAGAGAAGCCUCGGACCGUGGGCAGUUAUAAGCUGCUGUGUGCGAAGUGUGAGAAGUUUGCCUGUUUCAGCCACGACCUGCGAGUGCUGAAGGAGUGCCACCACGUUGUCCUGGACCGCUCCGUAUUUCAGCGCUGUGCCACUGAGCCCCAUCAGAACCCCAAGAGCUUUGGAGGAAUCACUAAAACCCAGAAGAUGUACUGCGCAGACUGUAAACACGACUGGGGCAUCAUCGCUUCAUAUCUCAGCAUAAGGGAUCUACCGAUUCUCAAAAUCGAGAGUUUUGUGGUCCAGAACGUCGUCACACUGCAAAAGCAGUGGUACAGGAAGUGGCGUGAUGUGACCUUCGCCAUGCAGGAGUUCGACCUGACAGAAAUCACUCCGGAGACGUGGGGGCUGAGGGAGUAGAGACAGCAGGACACAGCAGAUUAAUCAAUAAAUAAAAUCACACUCGUACAUCCAUUUAAAAGAAGCUGCAUGCACAGGAAUAUCAUUGCGCUUCUCUAAAAGUCAAAUGAAUACGGCUUUACUGACAUUUUAAGCAAUCAGAAACAAAACGUCCGACAGCACGAACAGUCUUUUAACACACAAAACACUUAAAACAAUAAUAUCAACCAUAUAGAACAACAAUAAGGCUUAUAUAGUGUGGUGAUGGUGCGAAUGCGGGCUAACCUCGUAAAUUAACAGCAUAAUCACCGUUUCCAGUUUCAUCAGUAUGUUUAGGACGUUUGUUAGACGUUAAAUGAGGACAAGUACAGCUCUAGUUUUAAAAAAGAGCUGAAAAACAAAAAGGAUGAGAUGCAGUAAGUGUAGAUGUUGGGCAGAUUGUUAGAUGACAAAGAAAAAUGUAACAAUAUUUUUCUUUCUUUUUUUUUUUUAUUUAGUCUGUUUCUUUCUUUCCUAUCUGGGUUUGAUUUCUGCACCCACCUCUUAAAAUGCACUUAACUACUUAGUGAAUUACUGGCGGCGAAUGUCACAGCCAGGUGCGCUCGUAAAAAUGAAGGUGGCAGUCAGGGUUCUUCUGAGUGAUGUCAUGGAAAAACUACUAAACUGGGUUCCUUAAAGGGCCAAUUUACUGCAAACUUUUAUUUACAAAAUAUUUUAGUGUUUUAUUGUUAUUUUAGCUUUUUCCUUGAGGUCUACUUAUGGGCCAUUCUACAGAAACGUCCACUUUCCUCUCUCCAUAGGAGUCACUGGUGUUACUGAUCGUCAUUGGUGUUACACAUAAGAAAGGGAACACCAGAGACAUUUUUAUUGA
This is a messenger RNA of Colossoma macropomum (tambaqui), 3754 nucleotides long. It is a transcript of the gene rigi, whose product is annotated as DEAD (Asp-Glu-Ala-Asp) box polypeptide 58. Lineage: Eukaryota; Metazoa; Chordata; Actinopteri; Characiformes; Serrasalmidae. Gene Ontology annotation, cellular component: cytoplasm. Gene Ontology annotation, molecular function: double-stranded RNA binding; zinc ion binding; hydrolase activity. Bases 79 to 2904 code for a protein of 941 amino acids. The record is from RefSeq and is a predicted model, not a curated record. The transcript has 19 exons.